This is a messenger RNA of Aspergillus saccharolyticus JOP 1030-1, 603 nucleotides long. RefSeq lists its product as uncharacterized. NCBI's taxonomy places the organism in Eukaryota, Fungi, Ascomycota, Eurotiomycetes, Eurotiales, Aspergillaceae. Gene Ontology annotation, molecular function: acyltransferase activity, transferring groups other than amino-acyl groups. Bases 1 to 603 code for a protein of 200 amino acids. The record is from RefSeq and is a predicted model, not a curated record. The transcript has a single exon.
AUGCCAAUCUACAACUGGCGCCCCCUAACCCCAACCGACAUCCCCGCCCUCAUGCACGUUGCCAACACAGUCCACACAACCCUCCCCGAACGGCCCGAGGUAUUCCUCGAACGCUGCAAUCUUUAUCCCACGGGCUGUCUGGUACUGGACGUCUCACCUUCAGCUAAACCUGCCGCUGCACAUACAUCCUCAUCCGCACCCGCAUUCGCAUCCUCGCAACCUACACUCCCCUUAAUUCAGGGUGGAAGUGUGGAAAUCUGCGGCUACGCAAUCUCCCACCCCAUCCGCACCCACCAGCCGCCCCCGCUCGACACCUUGCUCGGAAACAUCCCCGCAGACGCAAAGCAGUACUACAUCCAUGACGUUGCGAUCCUGUCGGAGCACCGGGGCCGGGGCCUUGCGGCGGAGGCGGUGGGGAGGCUUCGUGCUGUUGCGGAGCGGAGUGCGUUUGCGUCGACCGGGUUGGUGGCUGUGUAUGGGUCAAAGGGGUUUUGGGGACGGUUUGGGUUUGAGGAGGAGCGUGGGGAGGGGGAGGAGGAAGAUUUGAAGAGGAAGGUGGAGGGGUAUGGGGGGGAUGCUGUUUGGCUUGUGAGGAAGGGGUGA